Messenger RNA from Aptenodytes forsteri (emperor penguin), 1629 nucleotides. It is a transcript of the gene BCL2, whose product is annotated as BCL2, apoptosis regulator. The record is from RefSeq and is a predicted model, not a curated record. Gene Ontology annotation, biological process: negative regulation of intrinsic apoptotic signaling pathway; extrinsic apoptotic signaling pathway in absence of ligand; intrinsic apoptotic signaling pathway in response to DNA damage. Gene Ontology annotation, molecular function: protein heterodimerization activity; protein homodimerization activity. Gene Ontology annotation, cellular component: mitochondrial outer membrane. NCBI's taxonomy places the organism in Eukaryota, Metazoa, Chordata, Aves, Sphenisciformes, Spheniscidae.
UCCUCUCUCCCUUCCUCUUGCUGCUUCCUCUUGGAAAUUAUGGCUCAUCCGGGGAGAAGAGGCUACGAUAACCGGGAGAUAGUGCUGAAGUACAUCCACUAUAAACUCUCGCAGAGGGGAUACGACUGGGCUGCCGGCGAGGACAGGGCACCCCUGCCUCCAGGUCUCUCUCCUCCUGCUGCUGCUGCGGUUGCUGCUGCUGCUGCUGGGACUUCCUCUGAUCACACUGGGCUGGUGUCUCCGCACCCCGAGCCCCCAGGCUCGGCUGCUGCUAGCCACGCGCCCCCAGCUGAGGGGCUGCGCCCCGUGCCCCAGGUCGUCCACCUCGCCCUGCGCCAGGCGGGGGACGAGUUCUCCCGCCGCUACCAGAGGGACUUUGCCCAAAUGUCCGGCCAGCUGCACCUCACGCCCUUCACGGCCAGGGGCCGCUUCGUGGCGGGGGGGGGGGGGGGGUUUUUUUAGGGGGGUGACUGGGGGGGGAUCGUGGCCUUCUUUGAGUUCGGCGGCGUGAUGUGUGUGGAGAGCGUCAACCGGGAGAUGUCUCCCCUCGUGGACAGCAUCGCCACCUGGAUGACCGAGUACCUGAACCGGCACCUGCACAACUGGAUCCAGGACAACGGAGGCUGGGAUGCCUUCGUGGAGUUGUAUGGCAACAGUAUGAGGCCUUUGUUCGAUUUCUCCUGGAUCUCUCUGAAGACUAUCCUGAGUCUGGUUCUGGUGGGAGCUUGCAUCACUCUUGGCGCUUAUCUCGGACAUAAGUAGAGUCACCCAGUUUAUCGUGGAUUACAAAAGUCUUUUAAAACAACAAAAUAAUAUUUUUUUUUUCUGUAGCACAAUGAUAUUUUAUGAGCAAAACAACUUCCCAGCUAAAGAUUAAAUCAGCUAUUACUGCCAAAGGAAAUAUCAUUUAUUUUUACACUGCAGGAAAAUUAUUUAUUAAAAGAUAUUUACAUUUUAACCUGCUAUUUUCAGAAACUCUGCAAGUUGUAUCUGUCAUCACAUCACGUUGUUAUUCUUAACUUCAAUGAGGGUCAAAGUCUAUUAGGUUCUUUUGUUAAUUAAUGCAGCUGGCUGGAUUAUUUUAUCUCUGAAGAGCAAAUACACUGUCAAAGACCUACCUGCUUACACUUACGAGGGCAGUUACUUGAGCUGCUAAAGCCUGCGCAGUUGUGUUGAUUUUCCUUGCAUUUUCCGGAUGGCUGGGAGGGAACUGAAAGACAAGGUCAGCGUGAACAAAGUUCUCACCCUGUCCUGCUGGCAAGAACUGAUGGAGUAAACGAUUCAACAUGGUACAUACGUGGAGUCAAGAUGGCAACUUCUUGAAGGACACCUGGCUAUACCUACAGGAGAACAGAUGGAAAUAUGAUUGCCUAUGCCUUGUAAACAUGCGUUUUCAAGUUACCAGUUGUGCCAUCACGUCAUAAUCACAAUACCCUAAUACAUGUCAACUCGAAUACUUUUUUUUAAUAGAAUUGUGAAGUUAAAUCUUUGGGGCUUGCAGGAAAUUGCUGUUCCAAUGAUUUUCUCAGCAGUAAAACGUUUUUUGCGGCUACUGACACAGAAACAUCAGGAGACCUUAAGUGCCUGCUUCGACAGAGCAGAGCUGGAGUCUGAAGACCUGACCUGUGU